This is a messenger RNA of Neohortaea acidophila, 1397 nucleotides long. RefSeq lists its product as uncharacterized. The record is from RefSeq and is a predicted model, not a curated record. Bases 304 to 1110 code for a protein of 268 amino acids. Lineage: Eukaryota; Fungi; Ascomycota; Dothideomycetes; Mycosphaerellales; Teratosphaeriaceae. Gene Ontology annotation, molecular function: oxidoreductase activity, acting on the CH-OH group of donors, NAD or NADP as acceptor. The transcript is spliced from 4 exons.
CAAGUCUCCGAGCAUGAGUUGACGACGAUGUUGCUUGAUGUGGGGUCGACUCGAAGGAUGCUACCAGGAACAACACCAUCGAUUUCGUCGUAUAGACGAUGUCAAUAGGUCUGCAUUGGGAAGAGCUCGCACCUCGGAUCGUCUACCCUGAACUCCUCACCGAAAGCGGAGGUGUCCAGGGGAGCUGACUGAAUGCUACACCCCUCAGAAUGGUAUUGAUGAAGACCUAUUCAUCACUUGAAUUGAGCUCGAUUAGUUGUUGUCACUUUCCAUUUCCCACUUUCUACCGCAACGAACUUAGCAAUGGACGUACCAGGCUUUGCAUUGAUCACCGGAGCGGGCUCUGGAAUGGGCCGCGAAUGCGCCAAAACAUUCGCACGAGACGGAGCUGCAGGCGUAGCUCUCCUCGACAUCAAUGCCGCCGCCUUGGAAGCAACAAAAGCCGAAGUCGAGCCGCUCUCCAUGAGGAAAGACUUCAAGAUACUCACUCAUAUCCUCGACGUAUCAGACGAAGUGCAAGUCAACCACGUUGUGCAAGACACAGCUCAGCAAUUCGGCAGACUCGACUACGUCGUCAACUGCGCCGGCAUCGGGCACAAGCAUAUUGGCGGCGCCGCGUUCGCUGAAACGCAAGACUGGCAGCGAGUGCUGGACAUCAAUCUGAAUGGGACAUUUUUUGUACUGCGAGCGGCGACGAGAAUCAUGUUGAAGCAAAGCCCGAUCAAGUCGACGAUUGACGGGCGAGAUCUGCAGCGUGGCUCAAUCGUCAACUUUGCUUCUGUCGCUGGCCUCACGGGCAUUCCGAUGUCCACGGCGUACUGUGCGAGCAAGCAUGCUGUUAUCGGCCUGACGCGGACUGCAUCGGAGGAUUAUGCCAGGCAAGGCAUCAAGAUCAAUGCCGUGUGUCCUGGCUAUAUGAGGACUCCCUUUACGAUGGGAAAUCCCGAGAUAGCGAAGAGUUUGGAGGAGCGGAUCAACUUCAUGACGCCUUUGGGUAGGUUGGGGGAACCGGGGGAGGUGGCUGAUGCGGUGGUGUACCUGAGCGGCGGAAGAUCCUCCUAUGUGGUUGGGUCCGCCAUGAUCGUGGAUGGUGGCUAUACCGAGCGAUAAAUGUUCGCUGCAAAUGAAACAGGAGAGAGUCUUGAAACGGUAAUCAAGGCUCAUGUUUCGACUCAUCCGCCGGUGCAGUUCCACGAUCGCCAGGCCGACACCAUGUUUCGUGAUCAACAUGAAAGUUUGCGUGAGAUUAGCGUUUGAUGUUUCAAGCAAUGCCGCAACGUUUUAAGGUCUAGAUGGAACGCGGUAAGAAAACGCGCUUGCACGCCUGUCUCGGCAGGCCCCGGCCAGGACCCUGACUUUUUAAAUGAAAGCCGGGGUUGUUUAGUCCAAUAAGGGGA